AUGACCACGUCGAAAUCCGCAGUGUCGCUGGCCGGUGCCGGCGGCGGGCUGGUCGCGCAAAGUAAGAAUCCGUCGUCGUGGGACCCACAAGAUGACGUGCUGUUACGGCACCUCAAGGAGAUUAAGAAGCUGGGCUGGAAGGACAUCGCGCAGUACUUCAAGAACAGGACGCCGAAUGCGUGCCAGUUCCGCUGGCGACGCCUCAAGUCCGGCAACCUGAAAACUGCGGGGAGACCGGGCGAGGCGCCAGCUGUGGCCGACGCGGUGGGCGUAGCGCCCGCCGCCGGGACGCAGCCCGCAGCGGCGACGCCGCAGGCAGGAGCAGCAGCGGCAGCAGCAGUGCCCCACGACCUGGGCCAACCAGUUCAUCCGGCGUUGCUAGCGGCCACGGCCGCUCCAGCGUCAGAAGCCUACCCGCCUCGCGCUCUGUCCCAGCCAGCGCUGGGGCCGCUCCCCAACGCCGGUACCCUGUCAGCAGUGCCCGCGCCCUCGCCAGCGCCCCAUCAACCAGCCGUCGCAGCCUUUCCGCUCAGACCAACCUUGACCGGAGCCACGCUCGCCAACGCCCAGUCACGGCAUAGCUUGCAGCCUGCGCCAGGCGCGGGCAAGUUUGCCAAGCCUCGGUCGUACUCGCACACAAUGGCUCCGCCAUCGGGGUUUGCAAUGGCAUCCGCGUCUGCGCCUUUCUCUGCGGCUGCCUCCGUCGUGACAUCGAAUUCUACAGGGCAUGUCCCAACGAUCGACGUCAACGAGUCUCAGGAUGAGAACCUCGGGCUGAUACCCAAGGUGCUUGUGCGCUCUAGGCGUUCCUCCGUCGCGCAGCAGUCACUGCUCCCGUCGUCAUCAACACCAAAUCUCUCACUGGCAUUGCACACCACCCUGACAACGUCAAAGCUCCGCAAAAACUCUUUCUCUUCAAGACCUAGACGGUCCUCCUUCAACAUGGCGCCCCCAGAUCGCGUUUUCUCGACCCCAUCUCGUCGCAGUUCCGUGGUCCAGGCACCAUCAUCCAUUGCUUCUAUUUCCAGACGCGAGAGUUUCAACUCCUCCAACUCAAGGCGGGGCUCUGCAAUCCAGACGAGAAGAGAGAGCUUCGCUCAUAGUACGCUAGAUAGGCGUGAAUCUGUGUCCAAUUACACAGAUAUUCCUAAGGCGCCUCUUCAGAACUUCGCUCCCGCCAAUGCUUCAUCUUUGCACCAGGCUACAUAUCCUACAGAGAUGAAGGACUGGUCUCUUGAUGAGGAUAAGCUACUCAGUGGAAGGCAGGAGAAUCACCUCUCUAUGGACGAGUUGAGCAUCCUGCUUCCACAUAGGUCGGAGCAGGAGAUCCAGUGGCGGAUAGGCGCUCUUGACAAGAGCACAUACUCUUCCUCCAGCGACUCCCCGCUGGACUCUCCAGAGAGAUCCCUCACAGAGGACAUCGCGGUCGAUGAAGAAGGCGGAGAAGCAGUCGAUGAUGCUUCCAGGAAUCCUUCUCAAACACCCUUUAACAUCAAGAAGGAGGUGUCUCCAUCCUUGUCAGCCUCUUCUGGCUCUAAUGAUAGGGAGCACUCGCCAGUGUUUUCUCCACGUCCGGUUAACAGGGACCAGUCACCGACAACCUUUGACAGCUCUUUUCGGCCCAACAUCGUGGUCAAUAAAAGCGUCGGGGGCUCGAGCUACAACUGCUCGCCAGGUUUAGACGGGCAUCGUAACCCAUCGUUUCCACCUGCUGCUGAGCCAAUGGCGCCCGGUAGUCAUGGCGCUCAGCUUCCUAGCCUCAACAGUAUUUUCAAAAAUAUACUAUGA
Lachancea thermotolerans CBS 6340 is the source of this 1788-nucleotide messenger RNA. Its product is annotated as SANT/Myb-like DNA-binding domain-containing protein. Lineage: Eukaryota; Fungi; Ascomycota; Saccharomycetes; Saccharomycetales; Saccharomycetaceae. The transcript has a single exon. The record is from RefSeq and is a predicted model, not a curated record. Bases 1 to 1788 code for a protein of 595 amino acids.